Mesorhabditis belari is the source of this 3231-nucleotide messenger RNA. The record is from the annotation of a GenBank genome assembly. Lineage: Eukaryota; Metazoa; Nematoda; Chromadorea; Rhabditida; Rhabditidae.
AUGGAGAAAAUGACACUAGCCGCUCCACGAUUCGCAAUACCGAAAAAGAAAAAGAAAGUCGAGGAAUUGUCGCAAGAGCAAGACUUGGUGGAGCCAGAUUCGCGACCCGAGUGGCAAAAUGUUCAACCAAACACUUCGCAGUUCACGAAAUUGGAAGAAAUCAUACGUAAAAACCGAUUUGACUCAAACAUGCGACUCACCAUCCACAAAGCUGAACAAUUGAACAAUCCGUGGCUCACCUAUAGACUUGCACAUAUUGCCGAAAACGGACUAGCUGUUGGAACAUCUAUAAAUGACGAUCUGGGCGAUAGCGAAAGCGGUGUAUACCUCUCGGCUAACAUUGAUUUUGCGAGCCCACAAUGUUUCUUGGUCGGCCCUAGGGGUCCAUGCAUGAUUCGAGUUCUGAUAUGUAAAAUACUGAAGGGAAGAGUAAAUCAGGUGGGGCUUGGCUCGAAAAAUUUGGAUCCAACUUCUGACUCUCGUAGACGAAGUCGCGUAGAUGUAUAUCGUCAGCAAUUGAUAUACAUGUAUGAAAUUAACGAGGAUCUUGAGUCCGUGCUCGUUCCUUCAGGAGUUCUUCCACGCCUACCAAAGUUUGAACUCUCGAGCUGCAUCUACACUGGGAGGGUUCUCAUAGUGAAUACACCGCAUACAGUCAACUUUCUGACAAACAGUGACGAGACCUGGAAGCCACUUGGAAUAGAACCAACUCUCCAUGUGAAAAAUUUUGUCAAAUGGAAAAUGGCCCUUGAACAGUCGCCACUCUCGGAUUUGAUGCAAAAUGAAUUUUUGGCGCUGCUUCACAGGAAAGAGAUUCAGCUAUCCAAUGGCUGGUUUGUGGCUUGUUUUAUAUUGGCUUCAUCAGCACCUUCUGUUCCAUUUACUAAGCUUAUUGAAACCUUGAGCACCAAUCAACUUGUGGGUUUAUGGGCCUCGGCAGAUAACGUCCAAAGUUUACUGAUUCCGUCUGGAGAGCUUGUCAAUCGUUUGGGCUUGCCAUCACACAUCGAAUCAGCUUUACAUUUGAUUGUGACUCAACCACGCUCAUUCUAUAGCUUUCAUCAGGACACGCUCAAACAAAUAAUGCUGGCAAGUCGUUACCCAUCAACCAACGAGAUUGUUCAAGGAUUUCACCAACAACUGGAUGAUUACAUCACCGAAGAAUUUGACCGACACAUAAACAGUCAAGCUGGGAUUAAUGCCUGUCAUCGAUUUGAAAGCAUGUCACAUAUCAAUAAAGCCAAGCCAGAGAACAGUCGCUCGUCACCGACCUCUAUUCUGCGUAAGAAAGAUGUGCCAAUCAGUGUAGCAAGUGAGCCUAUUGAAGGUGUGUCAGAGCGCGACACUCAAGAGCGACUGAAUGAACGAGAAAGGGAAACGAAUCGACGUCCGACAAUGAUUGAAACGAACCAAGUUAUAGUAGGGAAUCCCAGAAGGAAAGGAAACGAUAGCAAUGAGCAAACAGAGGCUUCUCGAGACUUUAGACAACUAUUUUCACAAGCCCUAGGCAGAACUCCAUCAAAUGUCGCUGUUACCGAAGCUACUCCUGAUGAGCAGUCACUUGAGUUGUCGAUCUCUACUAAUUCUCUACCUAUUGAAGCCAAGAAAACAAAAACACGAAUUUCGGACAUGCCUAUGCCCCCAGCUCACAAAAAAGACGAAUAUGACCCUGGAUCCAUCGAUUUCAUAAACGAAGAAGCAGUAGAAUUGGCCGAUGAAGAUAUUGAGAAUGCACCUUCACCGGAAUCUAUUACGAAUUUGGACACAUAUGAUGCGCCCUCCAGUUUGCAGGAAAAUGACAAUGUUGAGUGGCAUGUGGAUUCUUCCAUUGGGUCUCCAGAAACGCCUACAAAUGACGAGGAUUUACGAACAAACCUUGAUAAGGAAGAUAUUCCGGAAAAUCACGUCAACUCGCUCGUGUUUCGAACUAUUUACAAGGAGAAUGAACCAAAUGAAGAACGCACGGAAGUAAAACAAACGGCCAAGAAGCUCGAAGAUUUUCUUUCUGGAUUUAGUUCUCGCUUUAUAGAUACAUCAAUGAAUCGUGCGCCUGCAAGUGAAAAUGCCAACAGUCCACCACCCUCAGCCAGUCCAUCAUUUAAUGAACAAAUACAAAAAGCUAUUCCACUUGAAGGAGAGGUUAAGUUUGAUGAUCCUUCUGUACCUAUGGACACCGAUUUUCGGGAUAACUUUGUUUCAAACAAAGAUGUGGAUCUUCGAUUGAACCUUCCAGAUGAGUCACAAAAAUCGAAUGGUGUGCCGACGAAUAAAAAAAUUAAUGUGGCCUCCUUUAACGAAAAAUCAAGAACUGGUUUACCAACAAGGAAUUCUACGAAAUAUAGAAUCAUACCUAAUCAACGAGAAACGGCUCCGCAACCAUGGAAUAAUUCAACUUCUUUCACUGAAAAUCAGCAAAGAUCUGAAUACGAGACGAAAGAUCCAAUAAUGGAUGAAGGCCCAGCUUCCCCAGACUUAGAAGAAGGAGAACUCUUUGAAGCCAAGGAAACUGUCAAAGCAAUUCCUUCAAGUAGUGUUGCCGAUUUGCGGGAGAUCCCAUCAGAGCAAAAGUUCCCUAAUACGUCCCAUUUUUUCCCUUCGUCUAUGAAGCAGCCAAUGCUUCCCUCAAUGCCGGGGGUGAAUCCAGCUUUUUCUGUCAACAGUACAAAUCAACAUUUUCGUCCGUCUUUGCCUCCUCAAGGAUCACCUUUUGGUCCGUUUUCGCAACAAUCACGUCAACCCCCACAAGGGACAAUGAGAGGAGGACCCAAAGUGACAAUCAUUAUUCCCGAUGGCAUGUUGUUUAUAGCAGGAACUGCUUUGACCCCGGAUUUGCUGAAAAGAAUCUUAAUGAGACUGAUGGCUCUUAACCAAGGACCUGACAAAUAUGUGAUGCAUUUACAUCAUCAUUGUAACAAAGCACUACAAGAUAGAAUUCUAACAACUCCUGAGAAUACUCCAGCUGGGCAAAUCCUCAGAGGCUUGGUCACUAUAAUAGAACGUUUUGCGCAGUACAAUGUUGUGAAGAUUCUUGCCAAGCAUAACUGCGAUUUGGACAAUAGAUCUAGUGACGUGAUUGUUGGAUGUUUACAUCAAAUUCGACGAGCUCAAAUUACUCCAACGACAAUUAUUUUUAUGAGCAAUGCUUCGGUCGGAGCUGUAUUUGGACGACGAAUCAUUCAAGAUGGUUUUGCUUUGGAAUCUCCAACAGAUUUGGCGUCAAGAUUGAGUGCU